This is a messenger RNA of Tinamus guttatus (white-throated tinamou), 2415 nucleotides long. RefSeq names its product BTB domain and CNC homolog 1 (gene BACH1). Gene Ontology annotation, molecular function: RNA polymerase II cis-regulatory region sequence-specific DNA binding; protein binding; DNA-binding transcription factor activity, RNA polymerase II-specific. NCBI's taxonomy places the organism in Eukaryota, Metazoa, Chordata, Aves, Tinamiformes, Tinamidae. The record is from RefSeq and is a predicted model, not a curated record. Gene Ontology annotation, biological process: regulation of transcription by RNA polymerase II.
UUUCCAGAUUUGAAGAGUAGAAGCAUGCUUUCCAUUGAGACUUACACUAACACUUGUGAUACAGAAUGUCUCUAAAUGAGAAGAAUAGUGUGGUUUUUGCAUAUGAGUCUUCAGUACACGGUACCAAUGUACUCCACAAUCUCAAUGAUCAGAGAAAGCAAGAUAUCCUUUGUGAUGUUACUGUUUUAGUGGAAGAUCAGCGAUUUCGGGCUCAUAGAGCUGUGCUUGCAGCUUGCAGCAAUUAUUUCCUUUCGAGAAUUGUGGGCCAGUUGAAUUCUGAUCUUAUCAUCACUUUACCAGAAGAGGUAACACUUAAAGGAUUUAGUCCUUUGCUUCAGUUUGCAUACACAGCUAAACUUAUUUUAAAUAAAGACAAUGUGUCUGAAGUUUUCAAGUGUGCUGAAUUUCUGGGAAUACGUGAUAUUGAAGAAUCUUGCUUUCAGUUUCUCAAAUUCAAAUUUUUGGAUUGUAAAUCCGGUCAUCAAGAAUGCCCCAGGAAGAAAUGUUGUACGCAGCGUUGUCAGAAAACAAACCCUAAAAUUGGCAAUGUGGAUGAUGCAGAUGUAGAAAUAGAAGAUGAAGCAGAGGAGCUCCUUGAAAAAGAAUGUAUUCAAACUCCUCAGACGAAGCUCUGUAAAGAUGAAGAAAAUGCUAAAAUGUCUCCUGCUUUCCAAGAUAAUACGAAUCAAACAUGUGAUCCUAUACACUUAGAAAGGGGGAAUGUUUCAAGCUCAUCUUCCCUAUGCCCCAAGUAUAGGAAGUUCCAAAAGGCUUUUGGAAAUGACAAAGUGCAUACUUCAGAAGCCAGUCCCAGUAUUAAAGAUAUUCAGGUGCCACCAAUUGGAACUUUUCUUCAGAAGGAAUUACCUGAUAAUGACAGCACACAAAAAACUCAGGAGUGUGCAGCCAUGCAGCUGGUCUCAAAAUGUGAAGAGGCUCAGGUAAAAAUGGAAGAAGGGAAGGAAGAGAGUAAGAAAAAGGAAGAAACAAAGAGAAAUUCUCUGACCCAGAGCAUUUUGUGUCCUGUGGAGAAAGUGGAUGUUGCUCCUUUCCCCGCAAACUCUGCUGCACCUCAUGGACCCAAUUCUGUGUCUUUUUUACAUACAUGUGAGCCAUACGGUGACUUGAACUUCACUGGUGUGCAAACCAACACAGCCAUAGCAGAGAAAAGCGUCACAGGUGCUGGAGCGAGGAGUAACAAAAGUGAAAGUCAAGAUACUGCACCCUCAGAGAUGGAUUUGUGCACUAGGGAAACCAUUGACGUUGCAUCAGCUGGUGAUCGAAGCAGUGUGGAGAGAGAAGUGGCAGAACAUCUAGCAAAAGGGUUCUGGAGUGAUAUUUACAGUACAGAAACUUGCCAAGUACAUUUACCACCUGCAGUAGCAAAAGAAUGCCUGGAACCAGUAUAUUCAGGGAAGAAGUCAGAGUGUCCGUGGCUGGGUAUCAGGAUCAGCGAAAGCCCUGAACCUUGCCCCCAAAGAACUUUUGCAACACUGAAUUCUGUCAACUGCCCCUUUAUAAGCAACCUUAGUGCCGAAGGAUGCUCCAGCAGCUCUGAAAUAAGCAGCGGAGAUUAUGUGCAGGGACAGCAGCAGGAUCAGUGUCCUUAUAACUAUGUGAUAAGUUUGGGAGAGGAUUCGGAGACUGACACCGAGGGAGACAGCGAAUCCUGUUCAGCAAGAGAGCAGGACUGUGAGGUAAAACUGCCAUUUAAUGCCCAAAGGAUCAUUUCACUUUCCAGAAAUGAUUUCCAGUCAUUUCUGAAAAUGCAUAAAUUGACUCCUGAACAAUUGGACUGUAUCCAUGAUAUCCGAAGACGAAGUAAAAAUAGAAUUGCCGCACAGCGAUGUCGUAAGAGAAAACUUGACUGCAUACAAAAUCUUGAAACCGAAAUUGAGAAGUUGCAAAAUGAGAAGGAGAACCUGCUGAAGGAGAGAAACCACAUUUUGUCAACCCUGGGUGAGACAAAGCAGAAUCUGACUGGACUUUGCCAGCAGGUGUGUAAGGAAGCAGCCUUAAGUCAUGAGCAAAUACAAAUACUUGCAAAAUAUUCUUCCUCAGAUUGUCCACUUUCCUUUUUAUUCCCUGAGAGAGAACGAACAGCUCCGUCUGAUAGUGAACUUGUGAUACCAUCAUGUAUGGAAUUAGCAGAAGGUCUUUCAGGUGUUACAUCUACCACUGAGCAGAGUUCUUGUUAUCAGUGUGUGAAAGAUGUAUGUGAUCCAACUUAUAGUCAAGUACAAGAACUGCAUCCAGUUUCUGUAAGAACGCUGGAGAAGACUUCACUUGUGGAACAGUGUGGGCAGAGCAGUGGUAUCACAGACUUCUGCCAGCAAAUGACUGACAAAUGCACUACGGAUGAGUAAAUCUGUUGUCUUUCUAUUGCCAGGCUCUGAGCAUUGCAACUUAGAGUGA